Molecule: messenger RNA, 393 nt
Organism: Peronospora matthiolae
Lineage: Eukaryota; Oomycota; Peronosporomycetes; Peronosporales; Peronosporaceae
Source: the annotation of a GenBank genome assembly
AUGGAAGAAAGUUCCAGCGUUCGUGAGAGUGAUAACUUCCGAGAGAGUUAUGUUGAGGGUGUGGAUCCUCAACCACCUGCGGAUGUGUUUUCCCAGGAAGUUACCGAGUCAGUGAAAGUCUUUGUGAAUGACGGGUCAAGUGAAGGCGCUUAUGCACUAGAUCUGGUGACGCCAUCGAAGUCAGCUUCGGAGGUAGUCAAGUUGCCAACGCUAAAAUUCAAAAGAUUUUUGCGAGAUCUGCGUAGUGACAAGAUCAAGAAGAUUUGCGUACUCGUCACAGAGGACGAGUACGUCGCCGAUAUUCGGUCGGCACAAGUCUUUGCCGAGAACAAACGGGUUCUCAGUAGCUCAUCUACGGGCGGUAGUGUCCUCGAUGAGAAGACCCGAAUUUAG